Chara braunii is the source of this 1735-nucleotide messenger RNA. Lineage: Eukaryota; Viridiplantae; Streptophyta; Charophyceae; Charales; Characeae. The record is from the annotation of a GenBank genome assembly.
GCUGGUUUCCGCAAUGAUGAAUUUACAGCUGGCUUUGGAGGCAGCUGGUCUAGGCCAGAACGUCAAGCUCGUCAGUCCCAUGAGCCUGAGCGUAUUCAACGUGACUUACCCUCCAAGCAGUGGGAUGUUCAAUGAAUCCUACCUGCCCGUAAUAAAGGGGGUGCUGGAUUUUCUUAACUCGACGGGGUCCAGUUUUAUGGUGAACGCGUUCCCGUUCCUCCCCACGAAGGAGUACCCGAGUUAUCUCCCGCUCGCUUUGGGGGAUCCGGAGGCGGAGAGAGUGCUAGACAAUGGCCUGGAAUACACAAAUAUGGUGGACAUGAUGGUCAACGCUGUGGCGUAUGCUCUUGAGCGGGAGGGCUUCUCGACGCUCCCGAUCUCGAUCGGGGCGGUGGGGUGGCCGACGGAAGGAGACCUGAUCGCGACUGCAGAGAAUGCCGAGAAGUUUAACAACUACCUGGUCGGCAAUCUGGUGAGCGGGAGGGGGACACCGAAGCGUCCCGGAGCCGCAGGGCAGAUGCAAGCCUUCGUCUUCGAGCUGCUGGACGAGGACAACAAGACCGUCACCCCCGAGAACUACCUCUUCGAGUCCCACUGGGGAAUCCGCUUCAUGAACGGGACAGCCAAGUACCAGAUCGACUUGUCCCAGGGAUGGGCGGCCGCGGAAAUCCCUGCUGCUGGGACUCCUGCCACCCCCCUCGCUUCCGCCGCUCCGCCGUCGGAUGCGACCGCAAGCCCGGCUUCCCUUACUCCACCUAUCACAACCCUACCCUCCGUCCCCGCUACUCUGCCGCCACUGCCCGGUGUUCCGGUCUCGGUCCCAUCCAUCCCGGCCAAUGUGUCCCUGCCUACCAUAGAUCCGGCUUGUGUCCCUGGCAGCCGUGGAGGGUACCCGGCGAGUGCUAAUCCCGCGAUUGCGCAAACUGGCGGUCCCGCGACUUAUUGUGUCGCAAACGACUGCGCCUCGGACGCCGUGAUAGAGAGUGGGCUUCGCUGGGUCUGUGGAGGGACCGUGGGACUGGAUUGCAGUCCCAUUCAGCCAGGUGGACCCUGCUAUGUGAACUCUACCGUGGCGCGGGCUUCCUGGGCAUUUAACUUGCGUUAUGUCAAUCAGUCGAGAGUCAAAGGGUCAUGCUAUUUUGGAGGUAGCGGGAUGAUCAUCGAUUUGAACCCAUCUCUCGGGACCUGUAUCUAUCCAUGAAACUGAACUGAAUACAUACGUAGGCAUCUGUCGCUACCUGUAUUUAUCUGCGAAGCUGACUGCAUACAUCUAGUAGUACUCAAUUUAAACUCUGGUCAAACUCUCUGUGGGGCGUGAGCAAAAUCACCCGCUUAGUCUUUCAUACGCACACUAAAAUUUUCUUACUACUUGUGCAUGGACGUAUUUGUGGUCAGAUGCGUCCAGUUCCGGUCGUGAAUGCGGUCGGAUACAUUUAAACCACCACCAGCACUUGGCCCAGCUAUCCGCCGCCGGAAAAAAAUAGAGACAUUUCUAGUCGGUUGAAUUUGGGAGCUCCUGUAGUGUCCCGUACAUUUCCUGAAAUUGAGCCUUGUAUACGGGUCACGACACAAGGAAGUACUGGUGUUUUUUUUUUUUUUUUUUUAAAUUUUUAAUUAUCAUUUUUUUUUUUAUAGAAAGGCUAUCAUUAAGAGCUACUGUGAGCAUAUGCCCAGUGGCAUGGUUUCCUUCCUUUUUUUUUGUCUUCUCCUCAGUCAAUUUAGUGGCAUUAAACCU